Messenger RNA from Frankliniella occidentalis (western flower thrips), 1057 nucleotides. RefSeq names its product apolipoprotein D-like. Gene Ontology annotation, biological process: lipid transport; brain development; tissue regeneration. The transcript has 5 exons. The coding region runs from base 268 to 852 and encodes 194 amino acids. Gene Ontology annotation, molecular function: lipid binding. NCBI's taxonomy places the organism in Eukaryota, Metazoa, Arthropoda, Insecta, Thysanoptera, Thripidae. The record is from RefSeq and is a predicted model, not a curated record.
UGCAGUACUGCGGCGGCGCGGCCAGGGCUUGGCGGUGUGACCACUCACUCCCCGUGCGCGCCAAUCCCUCCCCGAGUGCCAUACUCGCACGUGGACAUGACGAGUCGAUCCUCCUGAUAGGGGUCGUGUAGUCGCAGAAGAAAGCAGCUCACCCACGACGCGCGGCAGCCGCGGGCGCCACCGGUCCGAGACCCCACCUCCUGCUCCCCCUGCUGGCAGUGCCCUGCUCCGGUGCUCGACGCGCGAUACCCGGCCAACGACUUAGCCAUGAUGGCUCGGCCCGUCGCCCUGGGGCUGGCCGUGGCGCUCUUCGCGGUGAUGCAGUGCGACGCGCAGGUGCCCUUCCUCGGGACGUGCCCCGACGUCAAGGUGAUGCCGAGCUUUGACGUGACAAAGUACCUCGGCAAGUGGUUCGAGGCGGAGCGGUACUUCGCCAUCUUCGAGUUCGCCGGCAAGUGUGUGACAGGCAACUACACGGUGGACAAUGACGGCAGAAUCUCCAUCCUCAACAGACAGACCAGCUCCCUGACCGGCAUUCAAUCCACCAUCGAGGGCGAGGUGAAGCUCAUCAGUCGGUCAGAAGAUGCAAAACUGACGGUCCGAUUCCCGUCUUUACCCUUGACUUUGGACGUGCCGUAUUGGGUACUGGACACGGAUUACGACAACUACGCAGUCGUAUGGUCGUGUUCGAACUUUGGAAUCUUCAGUACAAGAAACGCGUGGAUAUUGACUCGACAACGGGAACCCUCCCUUGAGGUCAUGGAGAGGGCUUACAUGGUGGUAGACAGAAACGCGGUGAGCAGAGCCUACUUCACCAGGACGGACCAAAAGCGGUGCCCUGCCACGUACUGAACGCGUUACACGCGUUAGUUAUUAAGUUUCUCCUGGCCCAUUGAGGCGUGUGCACUGAUUUGUAAGACUGUGACUGUGAUCUUUUUAUCAAACUUUCAAACCGCAAACCUCAGUAGAGGUCCAGGCGCUUGUUUCGUUCAUGUUUUCGCCUCACUUGAAUCAUUAUUUCAUUUAUGUUUAGUUUGAAUGCAUAUGUUAUAAUUAU